Molecule: messenger RNA, 837 nt
Organism: Microthlaspi erraticum
Lineage: Eukaryota; Viridiplantae; Streptophyta; Magnoliopsida; Brassicales; Brassicaceae
Source: the annotation of a GenBank genome assembly
AUGGGUUUCGAUGAUUCAUGCAACACAGGUCUUGUUCUUGGAUUAAGUCUCUCACCAACUCCCAAUAAUUACAAUAAUGCAACCAAGCGAUCCUCUGGUUUCAAACUCGAACCGUCGUUGACUCUAAGCCUCUCUGGAGAUCCCUCGGUGACGGUUGUCACCGGAGCUGACCAGCUCUGCCGUCAGACGUCGUCUCACAGCGGAGUCUCUUCUUUCUCAACUGGAAGGGUGGUGAAGAGAGAGAGAGACGGCGGAGAAGAUUCACCGGAGGAGGAUGAGACGACGGAGAGAGUUAUAAGUGACUAUCAUGAAGACGAAGAAGGCGUUAGCGCUAGAAAAAAACUUAGGCUUACAAAAGAACAAUCUGCUCUUCUUGAGGAUAGCUUCAAGCAUCAUAGCACUCUUAAUCCCAAGCAAAAGCAAGUUCUGGCUAGACAGCUGAAUCUAAGGCCUAGACAAGUUGAAGUAUGGUUUCAAAAUAGAAGAGCCAGGACAAAGCUGAAGCAAACAGAAGUAGAUUGUGAGUUUUUGAAGAAAUGUUGUGAAACAUUAACGGAUGAGAACAUAAGACUUCAGAAAGAGAUUCAAGAACUCAAAACCCUAAAACUGACUCAUCAGCCCUUUUACAUGCACAUGCCUGCCUCGACUCUCACGAUGUGUCCUUCAUGUGAGAGAAUUGGUGGCGGCGGUGGCGAUAACGUAGGAGGAGGUGUCGGAGGUGGUGGAAGCGUGGCUACCACGGUGGUCAUCGAUGGAGGUACGGCGAAGGGAGCUUUCUCUAUCUCGUCAAAGCCUCACUUCUUCAACCCUUUUACCAAUCCGUCUGCAGCUUGUUGA